CGGCUCCAAGCCCCUCGCUAUUAAGUCUUAACACCGGUUUUCAAGUUAAAUGCGAAGCUCAAAUCAUGAUGAAAUAUAAGAGAGACUACAUCCCAUGUAAUUGAACUUGAACCGUCAUGGCUGCUCCAGAAUAUAAGGAAAAGGACGACUUGUCAGAGAAGACAGCUUUCUUGGAUAAUUCCCAGUACAAGCAUGCGCUUUAUGCCAAGCUUGGACACGCACAUGUCCUGACUGAAGAUGCGUUGCCGGAUGUCGAGUAUCUUUAUGAACAAGCCACCGAAAUGUCGACCGACGACGGUCUCAGGAUUCUGACCAAUGUCCUCGACGACCAUGAAGGUGAUCCUAACUUUCCUGAAGAAGACUAUAAAGAGAUUGAAAAACUUGUCAAGGGCUACGACGAAUCUCUAGGAAUGUCCUAUCAAGACUGGGACUUCCAAGUGCGGUUGCAUGCCACCUUGAAUGAGCACCAUUCUCCUUAUCCCGAAGUUCGUGCUGUCACGUCUCCAAGAGAUGACCCAGAAAUACCUUGUGAGACCAUUCGUGCCUAUUUUCUGGGCUUUCUGUGGUGUAUCGUGGGUACCGGUGUGAACGAGAUCUUUUCUCGGAGACAGCCAUCGCUCUAUAUCUCAUCAUCUGUGUGUCAAAUGCUCAUGUAUCCUAGCGGGCUUGUGUUGCAGAGAAUCUUGCCAGACUGGGGGGUUACAAUUUUUGGUACUAGACACUCACUUAACCCUGGACCUUGGACUUAUAAGGAACAGAUGUUCGCUACGGUGAUGUUUGAUAUUGCGAUUGGCGGUAUGUAUGUUGGUGCCAACUUUUAUGUCGAAAAGCUUGACAUAUUUUAUGGCAAUAAGUGGAUCACUAUCGGUUACCAAAUUCUGAUCUCUCUUGCUACCCAGCUAUUUGGUUUCGGCUUUGCAGGAGUUUUGAGAAAAAUAGUGAUUUACCCAGUCAGAGCGGUCUGGCCCACUAUUUUGCCCACUCUCGCAUUGAAUCAGGCUUUGCUGAAGAAAGACAAGAAGGAAAAAGUCAACGGUUGGGUCAUCACUCGUUACAAAUUCUUUUUCAUUGUCUUUAUUUGUUCCUUCCUUUACAUGUGGGUUCCAGAUUACCUAUUCCAAGCCCUUUCCUACUUCAACUGGAUGACUUGGAUCAAGCCAGACAACUUCAACCUUGCUGUCGUCACCGGUUCGAUGCUGGGGCUUGGACUGAACCCAAUUGCGUCCUUCGAUUGGAAUAUUGUGGGCUACUGGCUGCCACUCGCUUUCCCUUUUUACACCUACAUGAACAUGAUGAUUGGCAUGUUUAUUGGCUUCUUCGUUAUUUUGGGACUCUACUACAGUAACUACAAGUGGACUGCUUACUUGCCAAUCAACGAUAACAACAUUUACACAAAUACUGGAGAACUCUAUGAUGUUGAUAGUGUUCUCACAGAUGGAAGGCUCGACGAAUCGAAAUACAAAUCGUAUGGUCCACCGUAUCUCUCUGCUGGAAUGCUGGUUAAUUGGGGAGCUAACUGUGCACUGUAUACAUUUCUGAUCCCAUAUGUUUUGAUUUCUGAGAGCAAGACAUUGAUCAAAUCGUCGAAGGCUAUUUGGAACGACAUCAAAACAAACACAAACACUGUCCUCAAAGACCCACAUUCUAGAAUGAUGGCCAAGUACAAAGAAGUGCCACAAUGGGUUUUCAUUGCUGUCAUGAUUAUGGCAUUGGUGUUUGCGAUUGUCUGUGUCAAAGUUUAUCCUGCCAACACCCCUGUUUGGGGAAUCUUCCUUGUCUUGGCUAUCAAUUUGGUCUUUGUGGUUCCUUUAAACGUUAUCUACGCAGUCACGGGUUAUUAUUUCACCUUGCAAGUUUUCGUUGAGCUUAUCGUGGGAUACGCUAUUCCCGGGAACGGCGAUGCCUUAAUGUUUUUACAGGCUUUGGGAUUCAACAUUACGGGUCAGGCACAGCAGUAUCUUUACGAUCAAAAAAUUGCGCACUAUGCCAAAGUUCCGCCAAGAGCAGUUUUCCGUGGCCAAUUCAUGGGUACUAUUUUCCAAAUCAUUAUAUCGUUGGUGGUCAUUAAUUGGGAGAUUAACCACGUCAAAGACAUCUGUUCUCCAGACCAGUCGAACAACUUUACUUGUCCAAGUGAAACGUCUUAUUAUGCCUCUUCCGUGUUCUGGGGUGUGAUCGGACCAAAGAGAGUGUUCAAUAAAAUGUAUCCUGUGCUUCCAUGGUGCUUCCUAAUCGGGUUUUUAUUAGCUCUUGUCUGCCUAGCUAUCAGGAAAUACUGCCGCAGACAAACUAAGUGGUUUGAGCCAGCUGUUAUCAUUGGAGGUUUCCUCAAUUAUGCUCCAUUUAACUUGAGCUAUUUCCUUCCUGGCUUGUACGUGUCUUUUGCAUUCAACCACUAUAUCAAAAAACGUUAUUCUGGCUGGUGGGAAAAGUAUAACUAUAUUCUAGCUUCUGCGCUGGAUGCUGGUGUUGCCUUUGGAGGCAUCAUAAUUUUUUUCGCUGUUCAGUAUCACGAAAAGGACAUUAACUGGUGGGGAAAUUUGGUUUCCUACUCUGGAACAGACGCGAGUAUGGGACAAACAUCCUUGAAAGACCCUUCUACUGCUCCUGAUGGGUACUUCGGUCUACGUGAACAAGACUUCUAGCAGAAAUUAAAUUAAUGUGGAUAUUAGAAAGUUUUAUAUCUAAACUUCAGUUUCCUUUGCGGCAGUUGCUUCUUUCUCUUUCUUCUCGGUAGCGAAUCCAUAUUUAGACUUUUCUCUAAGAGGAGGACCCCACUUGGUGAACAACCAUGGAACUGGGGCCAAGGCAAGCGCGAUGAAUGCAAAAACAGAGACACCCCAGUAAAUGUGCAAGUUUUCCAUCAUCUGGACAGUGAACAAUGGGAAAACCGAUGACACGAUAUAUCUCAGGAAAUUGUUGGCAGCCAAGGCCGAUGCGACAGAAAGUGGAGGGUAUGACAUGCUGAAAUAGGUCAGGAUCGAGAAAAAAAUUAAAAUCAGGGAAAAUCCAAAUGGCACACCGGCAGCAAUUGGAGCCAUCCAGUGAACAGAGUGCCUUCCCGUCCAUGCGAGCCAGAACAAAGCUGGAGGCAUUGACACUGCUCCCAAUUUACAUGGCAGAAGUCUAGAUUCUGGCGAUGGUGGCAGAUUGUUGCCGUUUUUGUCUCUGAGGCCGAUGUAACCAUCUGGGUAACGUCUGAAGAAAAUCCUUUUGUCAAUGUAAACAUAAGUGGCGGCACCAAUAAGAAUGCCAAGACCAACCCCUAAGAAUGGGAGACCAGAUAUUCCAAGCGACAUGCCGUACUGUCCUCUGAAAAUGACUGGGAAAGCUUCGAAGAAGCCGAAAAGCACAGCGAAAAUGAAAGCAGUGUAGACGGAAAACACCAGCACAAUUGGCUCCACUAUCAGCAUUUCCAUUGGUUUCAGCAAUGUGAUGAAAAUUAAGAUCAGGAGGAAUUGGGCAAGCGGCAUUGUCUUCUUGAGCUUGAGGUUUCUCUUCUUAAUUCUCCUUCUCAUGAUGAUAGGCCUAUAUGUUUCUGGAGCCAGGAAGAGGGGAAUGAAAACUGCAGCAGCGAAAAACAGAUCGACCCACAUUGUCCAUCUGAGGCCACCAAUCUUGUUCAUAGCAGUAGAAACUUUGUUCUCAGCAACAAAGCCACCAAUAAUAGGACCGACCACUGGACCGCACAAUGGAGCCAUACAGAACAAUGUCAUAGCAAUUCCAAGUUCGUGGGGUUUCCAAAUAUCUGUGACGGUACCUCCACCAAUUGCGAGAGCAGCAGAGGCAGUGAAACCAGCGAAGAACCGGAGAACCAAAACCUGGCCAAUGUUUUUGGAAAGACCGACACCCAUGAUGAAAAGCAUGCUGAUUGGAAGAGUAGAACAGUAAAUGAUCUUACGACCAAACACCUCGGACAAUGGCGCGGCUAUAGCUGGACCAAAGGCCAAGCCGACCAAAUAAAACGUCAAACCGGCGAGACCCAGCGUUUGAGAAAUGCCCCAUUUGGCCAUCAUUUCUGGCACAGCGUCCACAUAGAUGGAGGAUCCAAGUGUGAUCACAAGACACAAAAACGCGAUGGUCAUAGUGACUGCCCAUUUUUUCCAGCUUGGCCAGUUGAAAGGAUUUUCUGGAUCAUCAGGCCCAUCCCAAGACAUGGUACGAGGAUCGUAGCCUUCGUCCUCUUCAGUGCUUUUUUCUGCGCUAGUAGAUUCUUCUUGAUUGCGGUGUAACACUCUGCUCGAAAAACGUGACAAGUUCGUGGCCACCCUGCUUAUCUGUCUGUCCAAUUCAGCUUCAUAGUCAUCAUUGAAUUCUUCUUUAUGGAGAGUGUUUUGCUGUGAGGCUGUGUCGUUUACAUACUGAUCCACUUCCUCUUGAGAUGGAUCCUCUUGUUCUGCAGUGGUAUUUGAAAUUGCAGGAUCUUCGGCAUCGUAAUUCGCAGAAUAUCUUUGGCUCUCGUUCAAAGAUUCAGCCGCAGACUCAUAUCUAUCCUCAGUGAGGCCAGAUGCCAGUGAUUGUGAAGACGCCAUCUUUUAACUUGAAGAUCACGAUUAAUCAGAGAACCGUUGAUAUGAGUUUUUCCUUCU
Messenger RNA from Ogataea polymorpha, 4589 nucleotides. RefSeq lists its product as uncharacterized. Gene Ontology annotation, biological process: transmembrane transport. Gene Ontology annotation, molecular function: oligopeptide transmembrane transporter activity. Lineage: Eukaryota; Fungi; Ascomycota; Pichiomycetes; Pichiales; Pichiaceae. The record is from RefSeq and is a predicted model, not a curated record. Bases 117 to 2645 code for a protein of 842 amino acids. The transcript has a single exon.